AUGCUGGUGGCUGAAGGCAAACCUGGAAUAGGUGAACUGCCGCUUGCACAAUCGACAAAGCCUAAAUACAGUGCAUUUCCUAAAGCAAUGGGAAGUGCAGUACCAUCUUGGGUAGCUUUUGAUAAACAGGUAUUAUCUUUUGAUGCCUAUGAAGAAGAUGAAGUACAUGAUAAAAGGCAAGAAAAAUAUAGAAUAAGACGCUAUAAAAUCUUCUUCUACCCUGAAGAUGACACAAUUCAAGUAAAUGAACCAGAGGUGAAAAAUAGCGGACUGCCUCAAGGGACUUUUAUCCGGCGUCAUCGAAUUCCUCUCCCACCUCCUGAUUGUGAUCAGUUUUAUACUGUGUAUCACUUCAAUAUCAACAUAGACAUUGUUUUUUAUGGCCGGACUUUCAAGAUUUAUGACUGUGAUGCAUUCACAAAAAACUUUUUGAAGAAAAUAGGAAUCAAAUUAAACCCUCCAGGAGAGUGUCCAGAAGAUCCUUACACGAAGAUGAGGAAAGAGACACUAGAAUGCGUCCAGCCCUUACGUCCCUAUGAGUCCUUCGACACUCUGAAACAAUUCCUCGAGUAUGAUAGGAAGGUUUUGCGUUUCUUCUGCCUGUGGGAUGACUCAGUCUCAUUGUUUGGGGACCGCAGACAACUCAUCUUGCAUUAUUUUUUGUCUGAUGAUACUAUCGAAAUCAAAGAAUUGCUGCCCCACAACUCAGGCCGGGAUCCUAUGUCAUAUUUCCUCCAGAGGGGAAAACUGCCCAAGUAUGGCCCACCUGGAGUCUAUCAACCAGGCGAAGUAACAGAUCGCGUAGUUCUCAAUGUGUAUAGUGGCUAUAGAGUGAGCCGAGUGCAUGGCUACCUGUUGGAUAAAUACAAGAUGGGAAAAUUAGAACAAGAGUUUUACAAAGAUAGUGACCUGUCCGUAGGAACCACCAUCAAUGUGUGGGGAAGGAAAGUACUCCUUUGUGACUGUGAUGAGUUUACAAAGACUUAUUAUAAGACAAAAUAUGGAAUUGAGAACUUUACCUCAAUUUCAUGCAAGCCUCCAUCUCCUCCAAAAAUAGAAAGGAAAUUUCCACCUUACACUGGCUUUGGUUCUGAAGAAGAUUCUCUCCGCUCUUGCAUAGGCCUUGUACCCAUACCUCGUCCUAAUCUGGAGGCCUUCAGGAAGUUCAUGGAAAUAGACAGCUAUGACAACAUAAGCAAUAUACUCCGGUUCUUUGCAAAGCUGAUUACAGACAAAUGUGCCGACCAGGACAGGCUGUUUAUUAUUUCAUAUUUUCUCAGCAAUAAUACAAUUUCAGUGUUUGAACCCAUAGAGAAGAAUUCAGGGAAUGCUGGUGGAUUGUUCUUGAAAAGAAUGCGUGUUAAGAGGCCUGGACAAGAAAUCUUUAAAAGUGAACUAUCAGAAUAUAUCCAGCCCGAGGAGCUGUAUAUUGGAGCCAAAGUGAAUGUGAAUGGCUACCUGUUUAUUUUGCUCAAUGCUGAUGAGUACACCUUAAAAUUCAUGGAGGAGAAUUCAGAUAGGUUUCCUUUUAGCAACCUUGAACUUGCACUACAAAAGCUGAAAGAUGAAAAAUCAAAAUCCAGAGAGAUCAAGCAGGUAUUUAGGGCUGCUGACUGUAAGGUCACGAAGAUGGUGGAUUAUAAUACAUUCAGAGACAUACUGAUGGGUAUAACUGUAGGGAAACUCACAGAGCAAGAAUUUAUAACCAUUGUACGUCACUAUGGGGUGCCUGACGAACCGUGUGUAGAUUUGAAUCUCCUAAUGGCAAUGGCCCAUGAACAGCUCAAGAAAAAAUUUUUUGAGAAUUUUGAAAGUCUCAUUUCUUGCUGUAUAUAUGAAGAUCGAGAAAAGAAAAAUGUAUUACCCAGCAAAGACAUCAAAAGGCUGUGCAAGUCUUCCAGGUUACCUUUGACUAAUGAUCUUCUAGAGUCCUUGGUGUCCGAGUUUGAAGACAGUGAAAAACAAAUCAAUUAUCAGUCAUUUUUCUCUGCCCUGAACUGGAGAAUAAAUCGGAUGCCUGAAUUAAUAGCAAUAUCACCCUUGAAAGAGAGAUGUGAAGAUGUGUGGAUUGGGAUGCCAUCACCUAUUCCUUCAAAAUACGUUAACUAUUUUAAAUUUCUAAAGGACGUGUAUGGCUUAGACGUGGAGUAA
Molossus molossus (Pallas's mastiff bat) is the source of this 2151-nucleotide messenger RNA. RefSeq names its product EF-hand domain containing 2 (gene EFHC2). The transcript is spliced from 14 exons. Gene Ontology annotation, biological process: regulation of neuron projection development. The coding region runs from base 1 to 2151 and encodes 716 amino acids. The record is from RefSeq and is a predicted model, not a curated record. Gene Ontology annotation, cellular component: microtubule. Lineage: Eukaryota; Metazoa; Chordata; Mammalia; Chiroptera; Molossidae.